Molecule: messenger RNA, 465 nt
Organism: Ilex paraguariensis (yerba mate)
Lineage: Eukaryota; Viridiplantae; Streptophyta; Magnoliopsida; Aquifoliales; Aquifoliaceae
Source: the annotation of a GenBank genome assembly
AUGGAUAAGUCCAACGCCCUAAUACGUAGCCUAGAAGAUGAGGAUAAGUGCCUUCCUGACGGGAUGCAUUUUCUUUGGAGGGAGGGGCAAGAGCUCGUCAAAUCUAAGAAGAAUCUUGAGUCAAAAUGUGUCAAACUUGAUAAAGAUCUUUGUGAAUCGAAUGACCUCUCCAAUAGACAUCCCCAACCCAAUGAGACGUUUGAUAGGAUGUAUUUUGUGGGAAUACGUGUGGGUGACAAUCGUGAAUUAGGCAACACGAACGAGCGCACCCACACUUCUUCCAAGGCCAUGUUUGUCAAGUGUGUCACCAACCCAUCACCCCGACAAGUUGGCACACGCUCAAAAUUUUUUAAGAAUCGUAAUGGUGGGAAUACAAAGAAGAAUGUUGCGAAUGAAACCGAAAUCCUUGGUGCGUGCCUAGCAAGGAUUGUUGGGGGUGCCCAUAAUCGGUCGAGGCCAAGAUGA